AUGGACUUCGAGGCAGUGGCAAGGGCGACACACGCCGCGAUGGCGCGUGAGCGCGGUGCCGGACAUUUGUUUCAGCAACGAGAGCAGGAGCUGGAGAAGCAGGCCGGCACGAGCGCAGUGCCGCAGCAGUCUGCGCUAGCGUCAGGGCCGGCGCUGGCGUCAUCGUCGGAGCGGUUCUGUCACGCGCUUGCACCUGCGUCUCACUCUGCACCAUCACCGCAGCGCUCUCGUGACGAUGCCUCUCCAGCGCCACCUCAGCAAGGGCAGCAGCAGGCGCAACUUCCAUUGCGCCCUUUUCGGCGCAAUGGGGCGGCUGCCCGCUACUCUCUGCAGGACAUGCUCAAGGACUGCGCGGCCGACGGACAGUGGGCGCGAGCGCUUCACCUUUUCACGAGUGCUGUGGACCAGGCAUGUCGACAGGUGCUGGUCCCCGGCGGCAUGGCACCCGGUGUGGUCACCGCCAGCGGAGCUCCAGCAGCAGCUAUUGCAUCAGACCCGCGCAGUGUAUCGGUGAACUCCACCGCCGAAUCGGAGUGCUUUGUGGCGAUACGCAAGAUGCUGGCAGCCCUUCCUCCGAGACAGCCCCGAGAUCGGGCGACGCAUUUCUCGCGCGCGACGAAUGUCAAGAACAUGCGCGGUAUCAUGCGGUGGACCGGUCAGCACUACUACCUGCUGUGGAAGUGUCUGCUGGAGGCGGGGCACGUGGAGGAGGUGGAGAGGGUCUGGUCCGUGAUGCAGCACUCCGGGUUCGUGGAGUAUCAGAUGGAAGAGCGCACGGUGAACGCGAUGAUGGCGCUGCUGCGCCGCACGUCGCACCCUGUCGAGCGUGUGAUAGCCACAGUCGCGCCCCCUGGCCGCCCUUUGUCAGAGACGACGUCGCAUCAGAAGGGGAUUCUGCGUGAGCUCGUGAAGGAGCUGGAGAAGGCCGCUGCAGCGCGGAAAUUUCAGUUGGCGGGCCUGAACCGUCGCACCGCCGAGGGCAUCCGAAUCGCCGAGGCGCUGAAGCGCGCCGACCAGGGCUAUGACGGCAGACAUACCACCGCUGACGCCGGUGCCACGCCCGACAACGGAGCGGACGCGGCAGUUGUCACCCGCUUAGAGGAAGCUGCGGUCGUGGUGGGCGACUUCAAUGGACUGCUUCGCCGUGCACGCAGUUCUGAGGCGACCGAACGCAUUCUGCGCAUGAUGGAGCACCUGAACAUUGAGAAAGAGGCCGUCACAUACGCGAGCCUCAUCGCCGCACUGCACAACCCCCAAUAUGUGCUGCCGGGACACACAGCCAAAGAGCUGGAAGCGCACCUACCCGGCGGGGUUAGCUCGCAGCAGCACACGAACGUGGGGGAAGGUGGAGGCACAGUGACGGAGGGCCAGGCGUCUGGCCCCACAAGCAACUCGGUUGAUCUUUCCGGGACCAAGACUUCCUACGAAGCGUACAGACAGGAGCGCAUUGAGGCUGGCAUGGCAUGGUUCGCGGCGUGUCACUCGGCACACCGCACGGCGGAUGUGUUCAAUGAGCUGCUUUACCUUCUUCGCGCCAAGUCGCACUGGUGCCAAUUCAAUACGGUGCUCGUGCAGCUUCGAGGCAACGCUGUGGUCACCGAAACGGAGUGGCCGGAGCGGCUUAGUGAAGCAGGGGAAGGUGUGCCACCGUCCGCGUCCGCCGCCGGCGGCGCCUCGCCCGGUUCAGUCACCAUUCUUGCUCCUCGAUGGUCUACCUGGCCAAAUGGAAAGACAUAUGAGCUACUCAUCCAACGCGCACGCUACGUGCACCAAUGGGAAGUGAUGUGGGCACUAUACGAGGAAAUGAUUGCCACUGGUGUUCACGGCACCGCCCGCGUGUACGAGGUGCUCCUCUUGGAGGCUCGCAGUCACCCACCGCAGGCGGUGCUGGCUGCCGAGCGCUCCGGCAAUUCCGAUGGUGCCUCGAGUUUUCUCCUCCGUCUCUACGAAGAGCUGCGCCGCAACGGUAGCGACGUUCAUUCAUUCACGGGAACGGUCAACGUCGUUAAUGCGUGGACAAGGGCGCGGUCCAGGUCGAAUCGGUGGCAAUCGUGA
Leishmania major strain Friedlin is the source of this 2055-nucleotide messenger RNA. RefSeq lists its product as hypothetical. The transcript has a single exon. Lineage: Eukaryota; Euglenozoa; Kinetoplastea; Trypanosomatida; Trypanosomatidae. The record is from RefSeq and is a predicted model, not a curated record. The coding region runs from base 1 to 2055 and encodes 684 amino acids.